AGGCACAAAAAAUUACAACUAAUAGUAAGCUACCUGGCCUGAGGUUUAAAGGCUAAUACGGACGUUACCCAGGUGGGAAUCCUGAAAAUGGCAGCUAAAUUGAAAAAAAACUUGAAGAAUAUCUCCUACAAGUAUACUGAUGCUCAGGUGAAAGUGCGUGAAGCAACAAGCAAUGAUCCUUGGGGUCCUUCCAGCACAUUGAUGUCUGAGAUUGCAGACAUGACUCACAAUGUUAUUGCCUUCAGUGAAAUCAUGCAACUGAUCUGGAAGCGACUGAAUGACCAUGGAAAGAAUUGGAGACAUGUCUAUAAAGCCUUAGUUUUGCUGGAAUACCUAAUCAAAACAGGCAGUGAUAAAGUGGCCCAGCUGUGCAAGGAGAAAAUAUUUGUGAUUCAAACUCUUAAGGACUUUCAGCAUUUGGAAGAUAAAAUGGAUUUGGGAAUGAAUGUACGGGAGAAAUCAAAGCAGGUGGUAGCUCUGCUCACUGAUGAAGGGAUGCUCUAUAGAGCUCCAACGCAUCUACCCAAGACAAAAGACUCUGCUUCUGCAUCAACAUUCAUAUUCAAUCCCACUCCUAGGUUUCCACAGGAAUAUACACUCGACCCCCCUUAUAAUAUGACCUAUAUAAACCAAAUGCAAAUGCAGAGAGGGCUGGCCAUGAAUGCAACACAGCAGCAAGUCCCUCCUGGUGCGGCAUCGCAGGCUCCUCUCGUUCCCAGUGCUCCUGAAGAGGUUCCACGGCCUAGAAGUCUAUUGCCCCUCAUGGAUCCAGAGACAGGUCCCAAUGUUCUUGAUGAAAGUGAAAGCGAUACCGAGAUAGCCUGUGCAUGCCACAGCUGCAAGGAGAGAAUCGCCGGCGUCUUCUACAAGUGCGUGGAGUGCGUCGAUUAUAUGAUCUGCUCCACUUGCGAGGCGGAUGGCAUCGUCCACACCGGCCACAACAUGCUCCGAAUCAAGUCUUCCGCGUCUUCCCUACUCCACCCUGUGUCAGGGGACGUUCACCAGAAAGUGGAAUGCGUCUCUUGCCAUGGUCCAGUUAGAGGGAGUAGCUACAAAUGCCUACAAUGCCCUGCGGUCGUCCUCUGCCGUAUGUGCGAGGUCAUGGGGACCGAGCACCCGCAUCACCUCUUCAUAAGACUUCCAUCUCGCGUACCCGUCGUCCCUCUCACGCCCGACCUGGAUGGCAUGAUAGCCGAAGAACAUCCAGGAGUUAUGUGUGAUUCUUGUUACAAAGGAGUAAGAGGUAGGAGGUUCAAGUGCCUCGUGUGUCCCAACUUCAACCUCUGCAGCGACUGCGAGCAGUUGGAAGAACAGCACUCCCACCACCCUAUGAUUCGCUUUUCCAAGCCCAGUGCCAUUGUUCUGAGGCGCUCGGACAUCCUCGCAGAUGAUCUGCACCACGGUGUGACCUGCGCGAGUUGCAGAGGGAGCAUCAAAGGGUACCGCUACAAGUGUCUCAAGUGUCGGGACUACGACCUCUGCAUGGGAUGCGAAUCCACUUUCCAGCACAUUCAACACCGCAUGCUCAGAAUGCCUCCCAACCGUGAGAGCCAAGCCCCUGUUCCUUCCGACCAGAGCACGCCUUCUCUUCCAGCUGGUGAGAGCGAAGCCCCUGUUCCUUCCGACCAGCGCACGCCUUCUCAUCAAGCUGGGGAUGACGGAAACCUGUGCAAGCUGUGCCUGGAGGAGGAGCUGGACUGCGUGUUCCUCGACUGCCGCCACAUGGUCGCCUGCCUCCCUUGCGCCGAAAGGGUUCAGAAUUGUCCCAUCUGCCGGAAGGUCAUCGCUCAGCGGAUCCGCAUCUUCAAGGCGUGAAGUGUGCCAUUUUAUCCGAUUGGUACUAGGUUGCCGGCACUCUCACUGGGAUUAUGAAUGGGGAUUCUUGUCGAUGUCUGUUCAUAAUUACUCUUGUUUGUUCUUGUCUUCCUGGUGCAUGCUAUUUGAGUUAUGUCAUUGUAGGAAAUAUAGUAGAGA
Darwinula stevensoni is the source of this 1974-nucleotide messenger RNA. The record is from the annotation of a GenBank genome assembly. NCBI's taxonomy places the organism in Eukaryota, Metazoa, Arthropoda, Ostracoda, Podocopida, Darwinulidae.